Brienomyrus brachyistius is the source of this 4321-nucleotide messenger RNA. RefSeq names its product mutS homolog 6 (E. coli) (gene msh6). Gene Ontology annotation, molecular function: mismatched DNA binding; ATP binding; ATP-dependent DNA damage sensor activity. The record is from RefSeq and is a predicted model, not a curated record. Lineage: Eukaryota; Metazoa; Chordata; Actinopteri; Osteoglossiformes; Mormyridae. Bases 123 to 4247 code for a protein of 1374 amino acids. Gene Ontology annotation, cellular component: MutSalpha complex; nucleus. The transcript is spliced from 10 exons. Gene Ontology annotation, biological process: mismatch repair.
GACCUUUUACCACGUGUUCUUUCCCGCGACCAGGAAUGCGCGCUGUUGUUGGACCUGCAUCCCUUCAGGGGAGGUGGAUGUGGUAGAAGCGUGAAGCAGCGACCCGCUUUGCAGAUUUCACAAUGUCUAAACAAAGCAGCAUUUUCAACUUUUUCACCAAGUCUCCACCCUUGGUUAGUAAAGUAAAACCCAGCCCGUCUCCUACAGAAGCGGACCUGCCGUCUUCCGUACCCAAGUCUAACAGUUCUCCGAAAGAGGAUGCGAAGCAGGCGCCUUUACAGAACACUAAAAAACCCCAGCAAAAACUGGGCAAAACGCCGGCUAAGGGAGGCCUCAGUGGUUUCCUCUCUGAGAAAAAGUCUUCAGAUAAAGAAAGCUCAGCAUGCACAUUCACUGCCGGUAACCUGGUUUGGACCAAGCUGGAAGGGCACCCCUGGUGGCCAUGCAUGGUGGUGCCCCAGCCUCUCACGGGGCAGCAGAUGCGGGGCCGUGGUCGUGAUCAGCGCCUGCACGUCCAUUUCUUCGAUGAACCUCCUACUCGGGGGUGGGUCAGUGUUAAAUAUGUCAGGGAUUACCAAGGUUCGGAUAGUGCUGAUGCGAAGAGCGGGGGCCUGUUCUUCAGCGGGAAACCGAUGAUUCGCCAGGCGAUGGAGCUGGCGGACCUUGCUCUGGCUGACAGUCCGCAGAAGCGACUAAAGAUGGCCAUCUGCAUGGAUCCUUCUGAAGAUGAGGAUGAAGAGGAAGAUAUGGAGCUAGACAAGUCAAUUCCGACUGAUGCAGACAUGACUUUGGGGGAGGAAGAGGAGGAGGAAGUAGUGAAGGCAAAAUCCAGCCACCGCUCUUCCAAAAGUAGAGGAGGCGUGCAGCAGAAACCCAAGCGUCGGCGAAUUAUUGUAGCAUCAGAUAGUGAUGGUUCUGAUGAAGAAUUCAAGCCAGAGCCCACAGGGAGCAGCAGUGAGGAAGAUGAAGAGGCUAGCAGCGGAGUAGAGGAAGGAGAGGAGAAUGAACCAGAACCAGAGUCAGAACCAGACAGCCCUGUUAAGCCCAUCAAACGGAAGCGCCCUGCAGAGAAACCGACUAAAAGCAACCCCCCUUCCAUGGGAUGCCCCAGAAAAACCCUUGGGUCUCCAUCCUUUGUCACAGCUGAGACCAAGUCAAGGCUGUCAGCCUUCUCAGCUCCGGAGACCUUUGAGAGCCAGAACAGUGGUGCAGGUGGGGGUGCCGGUGAGGGAAGCACCAUAUGGGACCAUGAGAAGCUGGACUGGCUGCAGGAUGGCAAGAGGAAGGAUGCCAGGAGGCGCCGUCAAAUAGUAGAGGACUAUGACCCGACUACCUUGUAUGUUCCUGAGGACUUCCUGAACAAAUGCACCCCUGGCAUGCGACGCUGGUGGCAGCUGAAGUCUGAGAUGUUUGACACUGUUAUCUUCUACAAGGUGGGAAAGUUCUACGAGCUCUACCACAUGGAUGCCGUCACUGCGGUCAACGAGCUGGGUAUCACCUUCAUGAAGGGCACGUGGGCACACUCUGGCUUCCCCGAAAUCGGCUUCGCCCGCUUCUCAGAUGUCCUGGUGCAGAAAGGCUACAAGGUGGCCCGUGUGGAGCAGACUGAGACACCCGAGAUGAUGGAGGCACGCUGCAAAACCAUGGCUCGGCCGACUAAGUUUGACCGUGUGGUUCGCAGGGAGGUGUGCCGAAUCAUCACCCGGGGCACUCAGACAUACAGUGUGCUUGAUGGUGCACCUUCAGAGGCCCAGAGCAAGUUUCUGCUGAGCGUGAAGGAGAAGGCAGAGGAGGAGACCUCGGGCUGUCAGCGCACGUACGGAGUUAGUUUUGUCGACACGUCAGUGGGCCGCUUCCACGUGGGCCAGUUCAGAGAUGACCGGCACUGUUCCCGUUUCCGCACAUUGGUGGCGCACUUCCCCCCUGCACAGGUGCUAUUUGAAAAGGGCAACCUGUCAGCAGAAACACGCAAGCUCAUGAAGUCUUCUCUGGCCUCUGCCAUGCAGGAGGGCCUCACAGCAGGGACUCAGUUCUGGGAUGCCUCCAAGACCCUCAAGUUGCUUUCUGAGGAGAAUUAUUUUAAAGAGACUGGAACACAGGGCGAAGAUGAUAAUGUUCUCCCUGCAGUGCUCAAGGCCAUGACCUCUGAGAGCGACUCACUAAGCCUCACCCCAGGGGAAGGGUACGAGCUGGCCCUUUCUGCUCUGGGUGCCUGCAUCUUCUACUUAAAGAAGUGCUUGGUGGACCAGGAGCUGCUGUCUCUGGCCGACUUUGAGGAGUACAUCCCUGUGGAUGUGGAAAUGGAGCAGUCGGACAGCCCGUCCAGCUUCUUCGCACGGACUCGCCAGCGCAUGGUUCUUGAUGGGGUGACUCUAGUCAACCUGGAGAUUCUUCAGAAUAGCUCCACAGGUGGCUUGGAGGGGACCCUGCUAGACCUCCUGGACUCUUGCUGCACUCCCUUUGGAAAGCGCCUUCUGAAGCAGUGGUUGUGUGCUCCACUCUGUAACCCCUCCUCCAUUGAAGACCGACUUAACGCUUUGGAGGAUCUGAUGGGUAUGCCGGCUGAAGCCAGCGAGGCUGAGGAGCUGCUGAAGAAGCUCCCGGACAUGGAGAGGCUACUGAGUAAGAUCCACAGCAUGGGGACACCCCUGAAGAGCAAGGACCACCCUGACAGCCGAGCAGUCCUCUAUGAGGAGAUCACCUACAGCAAGCGAAAGAUUGCUGACUUUCUGUCAGCCCUGGAGGGCUUUAAGACCAUGCAGCAGAUUGUGUCUGCCAUGGAGCCAGUGGCAGAGGCUUUCCGAUCCAAGCUGCUCCGCCAGGUGAUGAUCCAGAAAGCCAAAAAUGAGGAGGGCCUCUUUCCUGACCUCUCGGCAGAACUGAGGCGCUGGGACACGGCCUUCGAUCACCAGAAGGCCCGUAACACUGGUGUCAUCAGCCCCAAGAGUGGCUUUGACCCAGAUUAUGACCAAGCACUGACUGGCAUCAAGGACUGUGAGCGGGUUCUGCAGGAAUACCUGGACCGGCAGAAGAAGCGACUGGGAUGCAAGAGCCUGACGUACUGGGGCACAGGGAGGAACCGGUACCAAUUAGAGGUGCCUGACAGUGUGCAAGAACGGAACAUUCCUGAGGAGUAUGAGGUCAAGUCUACUAAGAAGGGCUGGAAGCGGUACUGGACCCCAGAGAUCGAGCGGCAGUUCUCAGAGCUACAGAGCUGGGAGGACCAAAGGGAUUCUGCCCUUAAGGACUGCAUGCGCAAACUCUUCUACAACUUCGACAAGAACUGCAGAGACUGGAAGAUGGCUGUGGAGUGCAUGGCAGUGCUGGAUGUGUUGCUGAGCAUGACUCGAUACAGCCAAGGUGGAGAUGGGCCUAUGAGCCGGCCCGAGGUUCUGCUCCCAUCAGAAGGCAUACAGUCUGCGCCUUUCUUGGAUCUGAGAGGCUCCCGUCAUCCCUGUGUAACAAAGACCUUCUUUGGUGACGACUUCAUCCCCAAUGAUGUCUGUAUCGGUUGCCCUGGUGAUGAUCCAGAGGGGAGCAAUGCAACCUGUGUUCUUGUUACUGGGCCCAACAUGGGGGGCAAGUCUACCCUAAUGAGACAGUGUGGCCUGGUGGUCAUCCUGGCCCAGCUAGGUUGCUAUGUGCCUGCGGAGAGCCUUCGCAUGAGUCCCGUUGACAGGAUCUUCACCCGACUGGGUGCCUCUGACCGCAUCAUGGCCGGGGAGAGCACCUUCUUUGUGGAGCUGAGUGAGACUGCGAGUAUCCUGCAUCAUGGGACCAGCCAUUCUUUGGUGCUCCUGGAUGAACUGGGAAGGGGCACCGCCACAUACGAUGGCACAGCAAUCGCCAGCGCAGUGGUGAAGGAGCUGGCAGAGCAAAUCUGCUGUCGCACACUUUUCUCCACCCACUACCAUUCUCUGGUCGAAGACCAUUCCCAGAAUCCUGCUGUGAAACUAGGCCACAUGGCGUGCAUGGUGGAGAACGAAUGUGAAGACCCCAGUCAGGAAACCAUCACUUUCCUCUACAAGUUCAUCGCGGGGGCAUGCCCUAAGAGCUACGGCUUCAACGCUGCCCGGCUGGCCAACAUCCCGGAGGAGGUGAUUCAGCUGGGGCAUAAGAAGGCCUGCGAGUUUGAGAGAAACACAGUGUCCCUCCGAGUUUUCAAGGAGCUCUGGCUCUUUGCAGACAACCCCAACGCCGCCCCUGGCCGCUUCUCCACUUUGCUGCGGAUGAUCGGUGACCAUUAGGGAGCGCGAGGGUUUGUGUAUCACUUGGCUCCCCCUCCCCCCACCACCCCACCCCCACAGAAAUAUUCACUACU